Molecule: messenger RNA, 6691 nt
Organism: Gadus chalcogrammus (walleye pollock)
Lineage: Eukaryota; Metazoa; Chordata; Actinopteri; Gadiformes; Gadidae
Gene: taf4
Product: TAF4A RNA polymerase II, TATA box binding protein (TBP)-associated factor
Exons: 16
Coding region: 466-3429 (987 amino acids)
Biological process (GO): DNA-templated transcription; transcription initiation at RNA polymerase II promoter
Cellular component (GO): transcription factor TFIID complex
Molecular function (GO): DNA binding; protein heterodimerization activity; RNA polymerase II general transcription initiation factor activity
Source: RefSeq, a predicted model, not a curated record
CACCCAUUUGGCGGUUCCUGAAAUAUAUUAUAAUUAUCUAUUUAAAUAUUUACAGAAGACGUUUUUAUUGAUUUGUGUCUGAACUAAGUGAUAAGGUAUAACCAAAAUAUUAUUAUUUUAUGUGACGGACACGAUUAAGCAGGCUUUCCCGACAUAUGGUGCACGCUUUCAAAUGAUCUGAAAGCCAGCCCAGAACGCAGGGGGUUGUGGUGGUGCAGAGAGAGCACUGACAGUACCAGCAGCGCUAGCUGCGGUACUGGACACGGCAGCUGGCGCUUGGAAAAAUACGCAGCCAUUUUGUGUCGUCCGUUUUAUGAAUCAUAAAAAGACACUGAAGGUCGAGCAUAUGAUUAUACUUUAUUUGGAAUACCUCCGUGUAAAAACGAGGCCCGAAAGAACCAAGUUCUGUCGAAAGCAGCCCUCUGUCUAAAAUCGCACUCAUGUUUAUCUACAGAGGAGACAUUCAUGAAAUGCAACCAUCCGCCAUUACUUCCAGCUUUAUGUCUCAGCUUAACCAAUCAAAGCCUCUGGCGACGGCGCGUCAGCAGGGACUCAUCCAAUCGGCGCUUCUGUCGAACGAGAGAGCGUAGCUGUGCAAAGAUGGCGGCGGGCUCCGAUUGCCUGGAUGAUGUUUUCAACACAGAGGUGGACGAAAAAGUAGUUAGUGAUCUAGUUGGUUCUCUAGAGUCAGAACUCACAGGAGCGGGUGAAACGAGCACUACUGCCAGUUUACAGUCCACAAAAAAACUGGUCGGAAACUCUGCUGCAGCAGCAAACUCCAAUGUCCAGUCCAGCAGAAUUUCACAAGAGCUCGCAAAAACAGGGGUGCAAGGAGGUGUCAUCAGCAGCGGUUCACCCAUGGAUGGAGCAGGCGGAACCACAGCUGCCGCGGUAUCGGGUAUGACAGCCGGUCCGAAUCCAACCAAGACCAGCGCCGUCAGUGAUGCUGCUACGGUCACCACCGAUCCAGCGAUCGGUGCACCAGCAGCGAUCGCUGUCAAAACUUUGAAUGGAAGUAACUUGGUGACAAUCUCGCAUAUUCCUGGAGGCGUGCCCUGUGUGCCUAAAGGAAAUGCGCUUCUGUCCACUACUGCGAACACUAAUAAUCCGACAUAUUUACCCAGUGCGCAUAAUGUUGUCGCUUCGACGGUGAUCGCCCCUCAGUCCUCUACGAGCAGUGUGCCCACAGUGACACUGGUGAGGCCACCUAUGCAAACUCCCUCGGUUUCCUCUCAGGGCGCAGUCAUCUCCACUUCAACAGUGGCCAGUGUCACCAGCACUCAAGGUCCUGGUGCUGUGAUCAACACAUUAGAGUCACCCAAAACCAUCAUACAGACCACGGCGGCGAUAUCCAUGGUAUCCGCUGUGCCGACGGGAGCAACCGUAGCUGUCAAAAGCCCGACCGUUCUGCAGAACGUGCGGACGUCGGUGCCGUCCUCCAUCAACGCAGCGCCCGGGUCAGCUGCGGUACGGACCAUCGCUGCUCAGGUGCUGGCCCCACGGAUUGGACAGCAACAACCCAACGCCCCAAACGUCCAGAACAUUCAACUGCCGCCAGGCAUGGUGCUGGUGCGUAGUGAGAGCGGGCAGCUCCUGAUGAUCCACCACCAGACCCUGGCCCAGAUGCAGGCCCAGUCCCAGUCCCAGAGUGCCAUGACGCCGCGCCCCGCCACCCCCACCAGCACUCCAUCGGUCCAGCUAGCCUCUUUACAGGCUCCCGGGGGCUCCCUGUUGGCUCGCCAGGUGACCCAAAACAAUCUGAUCAAACAGGGCCUUGGUGUCCAGACCAGUGUCCAGGCCACCACCACGCUCCAGAGGCCGCCCGUCCUGCAGAACACCGUCAUGCUGGGAGGGAGUGCCUCGACCCCGGGGCAGCCACUGGGCACCGCCACCACGGGGCAGCCCGGCUCUGCUGCCCCCGCCGUCACCCAGAGGAUAGGCCCCGCUGGGACCCCCCCGGUCCCUACUCCCAUCUCCGCGGAAACACUGGAGAACGUGAAAAAGUGUCGGAACUUCCUGUCCACUCUGAUCAAGCUGGCCUCUAGCGGGAAGCAGACCCCCGAGACCACGGCCAAUGUCAAGGAGCUGGUGAAGAACCUGCUGGAGGGGAAGAUUGAGCCAGAGGCCUUCACCAGUAGGUUGUAUGAGGAGCUCAACUCUUCACCACAGCCCUACCUUGUGCCUUUCCUCAAGAGGAGUCUACCAGCGCUGCGUCAGAUGACUUCGGACUCCACCGCCUUCAUCCACCAGAGCCAGCUCCCCCUGCCCUGCACUCAGCCCUCCUCCACCUCCGCCGCCCUCACCGCCAUGGUGCUGCGACCCCCUCUCUCCACCACAACCACCGCCUCCACCCGAACCCCCGUCGUCACCCUUACCCAGUCGCCCCACUGCAAGGCAGGCUCGAUCGCACCCCAGCAGCAGGGGGCGACGGUGAGGCCCCAGGUGACUUUGGCUCAGCCCUCCUUGGUUGCGCUCAGAGGACAACCCCAGCCUCGCAUCAUCAUGAGCCAGCCACAAGUAGUCAAACAGCUGCAAGGUUCAGUGCCAGUGGUCAAGCAGCCCCUGGCUUCAGGGACCAGGGGCGUGCUCUCCGCCCACUCUACCUUAACAGCAGCUCAGAGGAACAAACUGAAGGAAGGAGGUGGAGGAACCUACAGGGAUGACGAUGACAUCAACGACGUGGCCUCCAUGGCGGGAGUUGACUUAUCAGAGGAGAGCGCCCGUAUCCUAGCAACCAACUCGGACCUUGUCGGCACCGUUACCCGGUCGUGUAAGGACCAGCCCUUCCUCACCACCACCCUGCUGACCCGGAGAGUCCUGGAGAUGGGGAGGAAGUUUGGUGUCUGUGACCUGGGCCAAGAGGUCAUCAACUACAUCUCUCACGCGACCAAGCAGCGACUGCAGAAUCUGCUGGAAAAAGUGUCGGAAGUGGCGCAGCAGAAAAACCUAACUUUCAAGGAAGAUGAACGGUUUGAGCAGGUCACCGAUGUGCGAACGCAGCUCAAAUUCUUUGAGCAGUUGGACCAGAUGGAGAAGCAAAGGAAAGAAGAGCAGGAGAGAGAAAUCCUGAUGAAGGCCGCUAAGUCUCGGUCGCGACAAGAAGAUCCCGAGCAGCUCAGACUGAAGCAAAAGGCCAAAGAGAUGCAACAGCAGGAGCUGGCGCAGAUCCGGCAGCGGGAGGCCAACCUCACGGCGCUGGCAGCCAUCGGGCCCAGGAAGAAACGCAAAAUGGGCUCGCCAGCCAACGGCGCCGUCGCAGAGGGCUCGGGGUCCGGUGCCGCUCAGCCAGGUGGGUCAAACGGAGGAGGGUCCAGGCAAUUCACACGCCAGCGCAUCACCAGGGUCAACCUCAGGGACCUGCUCUUCUGCCUGGAGAACGAGAGGGAAUCCGGCCACUCACACCUGCUCUAUAAAGGCCUGCUCAAGUAGCACACACACACACACUCACACUCAGACACACAGGUGUACAUUAAACACAAAAAGAUGGCAAUAAUCAACCUUCCCUCCUGAAUGAGGGAAUAAAGGUUGAACGGCGCAUGGAGCAGAGCAUCAGAGUGUUUCCCCCCCAUGUCGGCUCCAACAACCUCUUAAACUACAGCCCCCUUCCAGCUCCGGGGAAGAACAGUUAAGACUGUGGCAGGAAACAGACUCUGCUCUGGGAUACUUGUGCCUACUGACAAACUGCUCCAGCGCCCCGCCCUCGUACACAGCUGCCUUGCUGCCUGAACUCCAGUGCGGUGCGUUCAUGUGACCGUUGGAAAACACAGCAUCCAAAACACCAGAACCAUUGCUGGGAUGGCAAAGUAAAACAAAAUGAUACAAAAAUAUAACACAUUAUUACGUCCCUAUUUUGACCUCGUGACGGAUUGAGGUUGGGCUUUUUUAACUUCACGGCUGAAGAUUAUUUAACAUGUUCCCCUGACACUCCUUUUGUUGACCCGAUUUUGAAUUGUUCAGAGGUUAUUCGUUGAUGGACAUUUGUUUUUUAUAUGUCUGUGGUUUUUACAUUUCCUGCCUUCUUCCCAAAUUUAAGCCAUAACGCAUUGUAACGAUUGGAUCAAAGUUUCUUGCUCCAUAUUACUUUUAAUGUUCUUGUUGGAUUUGUAGGAUGCGAGCAAUGCAGUAUUGUUAUAUUUGUAUUAGUGCUGUCAAGCGAUUCAAAUAUUUAAUCGCGAUUAAUCGCAUUAAUGCCAUAGUUAACUCAGGAUUAAUCGUGAUUAAUCGCAAAACAAUUCUAGGCUAGAUAUCCCUUGAUUUCUUUUUCCCAUUAAUUAUUCUCACUUUAAUGCCCUUAUCAACAUGGAUUGUGUGCAUCAAUUUGCCUCGUGCAAAUGUCUUUUUAUUGAUAACAACAUUGGCCUAUACUGAUCAAAACAGGACGAUACAAAAAAAUAUCCUAUAGUGCAAUCAAACGAUGAACAUACAAACAUACUGACUUUAACAUAGAAGUCAGGCUACUGCUUCUUUGUUUUGAGUCAAAGAAAAAAUAAAAUAAAAAUUAACGCUGUUAAAAUUGGUUUGCGUUAACGCCGUUAAUAGCGCGUUUAACUGACAGCACUAAUUUGUAUCUGUUCAAUUCGGUUAAGUCAACAACAAAAAAAGAAGCAUGAUUGCAUAUUUAUAUUCCCACGUAUUUUUGGUUAAUGUCUUGCGAAAUGUAAUUUGUCGUUAUUGUUGUUAAAUGGAAAUUAAGUUAUCAGAUGAGCAAAGGAAGAGUUAAGGAGAGGAGAAAAUACCAACGAUUUGUGGGGGCAAUAUUAAGUUAAAUAACUGCAGUUUUAGUUGGAAUAAUUUCUUCAUGUUGGUUGUACAAAUGUUGAUAUCACUGACUGGGGCGGGGCCGUCGUUUGUAACCAUAGAGAUUAAAAGCAGUGCACUGACUGCCCCCCCCGCACCACAGAUCAGCUUUUAGUCUGUCAAAAAAAUGCAAAGCCCCCUUUAUAUCUUUUAUACAAUUCUUAGAGUACAUACUUAUUUCUCUAUACUUUCUUUUGUAGCUUUAUCAGAGAAUGUCAAAUGACACAUUUUUGUGACUGUAUAUACUUUUUAUUGAUUUGACAUAUUUUGGUUAAAAGAUGUUUUCACAUCUGGCGAGUUUGUCUAUGUAGGAGUAAUAGGGAUCAAUGCUCAUUGAGUCUGUGAUAUCACCAUUGCCCAAUUAACUGUUACAUGCCUUCCUCUGGAUAUCUAUAUACAUCUAUAUAGCUCUCUCUAUAUAUAUAUAUAGAGCUAUAUAUAGAUAUGGAUAUAUAUAUCAUGUACAUUUUGCACAGCUACUUGUUCAUAUGUAAAUAUUCUGAUUAAGAGUUUCUAAUUGCUAUUUUAUAACCAAGGAAGGGAGAAUGGUCUCUUUCAUUAAAGAAAAAAGAAAAAAAGAUUUUGUCCUUUUAUCUUUAAUGUGUCUUAGAUUAUGGUAGUUGUACAAAUCUGUGUGGCUAUAUUCAGAGCAUACCACUGAUCCAUCUGUGUUCCAUAAUUUGAGUCCAAACAUGGCAUAAAAAUAGGUGUUUACAUUGGUCACGCUUACAUUUCCCAUGCUCUUGAGGUAAGGCUAAUGACCUCAUCGUCUGACAAGUCUAUAAAGGGUCGGCGAGGGUAGACCCCCAACACAAGGGCCCCUACCAACAGCCAGGCCAGUACAGCUGGCAUUGUUAGAGGUUGUUUUUGUUUUGUUCCCUGCAUUAGCUUUCAGAAAUAGUCACUUUUAAAAGCUGUUAACAGAUACAACAGAUCACAGACACGUCACCCAGUUGGGUGCUAAACACUGGCCUGGAUGCGGUGUCCCUCCCAUACACAAACAAACACUUUAGGUGUCUUGAAAAAAAAGAAGCAUUAUUAGUUAUUCACAGUUUAUCUUUGGAUACCUAUUAUUAUUGUAGGGAUUCUUAGGAUUGUUAUUUAUAAUUUUGGUAACUUGUUAUUUAAUUGGAACUAUAAGUGUGAUAUCAAAUUACUAACUAGUCAUGGAACCAGCUCUUGAAGAAUGAAGCAGCCCGGAUAUUACAAUGAGCUUUACUUCUUUACCUAAAACUCAAUAUUAAUCAAGCUAAAAUAGUAUUGUACUUUUUAAUCAAAAACUACAUUCUGUAUUAUGUCUGUGAAAGUCUUGGGAAAAACGAAACAAGUGGCCAUUACUUCAUCAAAUAUACUACUAAUUGAUAUUGCCAAUGUUAUAAAGGAGCUUAUUGGUGACUUAAAGCAUGCAUAAUAUGCAUAAUUCACUUUCAACAUCAAUUAGAACCUACUUUCAUAUGCCAUAUCUUAAAUCUUCAAUUAAUUCUCCAAUUACAACAUCUUUCUAGAUGUAUUGCUUACAUACAAGUGUGUAACUCUUAGACACAAACAUUUCCCAAAGAUGAUAUACAAAUGAGUCACGUAAAGACACGUUAUUUAAUAUCCCUGGUGACUUAUUUUUACCAUAAGCCCCUUAAGUGGAAGACACCAUUUGCCAUCUUCACUGACUUGAAACAUCACUCUCGCAUGUGCUGGAAGAAUGGCACUCUUCUGUUAAAGUCACAUCCCUUUUGACAGCUCCUGGUAAUGGAAAGGCUGCUCUGAUGUGCCCGUCGUGCAGGGAGUAUUUAUAUCAAUAGGGGGCACUGUUGGACCAAAUGAACCAUCGUCUUAAGAGAACUCUACCUAACCCUACCUUGGUGCAGGAUGACUUGUGGUGGGCCGUUCCAUCCUUCUU